Messenger RNA from Metopolophium dirhodum (rose-grain aphid), 660 nucleotides. RefSeq lists its product as uncharacterized. The transcript has 2 exons. The record is from RefSeq and is a predicted model, not a curated record. The coding region runs from base 1 to 660 and encodes 219 amino acids. Lineage: Eukaryota; Metazoa; Arthropoda; Insecta; Hemiptera; Aphididae.
AUGACAUCAAAUAGCAUAAUUGAAAUAUCUUCAAUCAUUAGUUUUAUUAAUGACACUAAAAUAUUUUCCAAGGACGAAAACUCAUUUGAAUGUAGUUAUGUGGUAAACUUUAAUUAUUUACAUGAUGUAUGCAUAUUAAGUGGUCAAGUACAUGCCAGUAUGAAAAAUAGAUUGUAUGAUGUUAAGUUAAUUUUUAAAAUACUGCUUCAAUAUCUUUACUGUAAAGUAUCUAUAUCAUGUAGCUGGUCAAAAAAGUCUGUUCAAGCCAAUGAAGAUGUUUAUACUAUUGAUGACUUGUAUACCAAUAAUUUUAAAGCAGUCACAGAUACCCAAAAUGUAGAUUUCAAAACCUUAUGCUUAAGGAAACUAUUAGCUGUACAGCAAACUGUAGGAUUUACAUGGUUACUAAGUACAGAACCUCCUGUUGAAGAUUAUAGCGAUAUUUUGAUUUUAGAACAUGCUAUUAAUUCUGAAGAGUUUAGUACUUCUCAAAAUCGCAGACUUAUGUUGUCAGAGGCAUGCAAGUUAUCUGCUGUAAAUAUUAAACACAUAUUAUCAAAAACUAUUGGACAAGCUGAAAAUAUUAAGUGGUGUCUAUAUCGUAACUUUAAGUUAACUUCUAAUAACUUCCAUAGAAAUACUUUUAAAUUUUCAUCAUGA